Naegleria lovaniensis is the source of this 1338-nucleotide messenger RNA. RefSeq lists its product as uncharacterized. The coding region runs from base 1 to 1338 and encodes 445 amino acids. The transcript is spliced from 3 exons. NCBI's taxonomy places the organism in Eukaryota, Heterolobosea, Eutetramitea, Acrasida, Naegleriidae. The record is from RefSeq and is a predicted model, not a curated record.
AUGUACAAUAAUGAAAAUUCUGCAAAUCAUUACGGUCAGCAAUUUAACUCAUGCAAAAACCUUCAAGUAGAAAAAUCCUCUCCAACAACAUUAUGUUUCCAAAUACCAUCGGAAUUGUUUUGUUGCAUCUUUGAAUUUUUAACGUGGAAUGAAGCACAUUCCUUCGCAACACGAGUGAGCAUGCAGUUAUACCGAAAAUUAAUGACAGAAGAUCCUUGUGCCAAUAUUUAUCGAAUGUUUUGCAAACGAUUGAUGGAAUGUGAGGCAAAAUUAUUAUUGGAACGACUUGAUGAAAAGAAUAAGCAACAUGCGAGAAGUUUGUCUCAAUUACGGUAUUCUGUUCGGAAAUUCUUGAAAAGUUCUUCUUGCAUAUUUCCUGACUUGUAUCAAUUAUAUAGAGAACCAAUCAUUGCAGCUGUGGAUCAACAAGCUCUGAAAAUUGAGGAAGAACGACAAGGUGGAAUAACUCCCAAAAAACCAUUCAUUCCACCAAAAAGUUUGCUCGAAACCAAAUCAAAAAUCGAAAAAAAGAAGAAAAUUGAAAAGAUGUGUGAAUGGAAGAAGGCACUCCAAGGACAAUUGAGGAGACACAAACUUCUCGAGCUUGACAUUUUGUUGCACCAACCACGACAAUUACAUUGGAUUAUUUCAACAAAUUAUAAUAACAUGAGAAUAAGUCCUGAAUUUGUGCAACAGCUUGGUUUGAAAAUUAUUGAGACGUUCUCUCGGAUAGAGUUGUUGUCAAAGCACACCCAUGUAAUUCCAGCUAAUAUUCUGUACAGUGAGCAUUUGAAAUUUGGUUCCUUCAACUAUAACAUUUUCUUUUCCUUUCUCAAACUUGUGCUGGAUUCACGCAUGACCACAAAUGAUGAGAAACUCAUUGAGCAGGACGGUAAUACCUGGAAUUCACAACAACAACAAUCACAGAACAACAUGUUCAUUUUGAGAAUGCUCGAGUUCUUUAUUGAAGCGUAUUUUAACAAGUUUGGGCAUUACAACAUUUUAAUCGAUGAGCCUUAUGAAGGUAUGAGCGCCUUAAUGUUGAUCGUUCAAUUGAAGAGUCCUCCACUUUUACAUUACGUAUUUCAGAAAUAUGGAACUUACUUACUUAAAUUUCAAGCUUGUACCACACUCGUACCAGAAUUUUCAAGUAUAGUCAGACUGGCAACCACACGUUUACUUGAACAACAAGAAUAUAACAACAACAACCACUCUUCUCUGAACGUGAAAACAUCAAUCCGAAUUAGAGCAAGAGGAAUUUUUGAAUUUAAUUUUGAAUCAUAUCAACAACGUAUUCAUCAACUUCAUCACAAUAUUACAUCAUCGUCGUACAGUUAA